Messenger RNA from Mesorhabditis spiculigera, 1476 nucleotides. NCBI's taxonomy places the organism in Eukaryota, Metazoa, Nematoda, Chromadorea, Rhabditida, Rhabditidae. The record is from the annotation of a GenBank genome assembly.
AUGGAAUCCUUCGAACAUCAUCGAAUCGACCUAGAAAGACUCCUAGAAAAGACCUCCGCUUCUGGAAUUGACAUCGAAGAGAUCCAAAACGCGAGUAGAUUUUGUCGUUUCCUGGGCACGCAAGAGGACAGCAAUGCCUUCUUUGAUUCGCCCUCAACGUCGGAUAAGGUAAUAUCGGGCUUCCAGCAGAGAUUGUUUGAUGUUGCGGUGUCGGGCUUUGAAGACGGCGAUACGCGAGCACCGGACCUCAGACGUUCGGCCAGUGCGCUCCGGCUACUGUACAAUGCUGGAAAUCUGAGCACAAGAUUGAAACAAACACUGCCCCAAGAUUGUCUACGAUUAUUUCGUGCUCUACUCCGAAUAAAAGAGCUGCGCCCGGAAGUGAUAGCUGUGAUUUUUCAACUUUCCGAAAAGCUAUAUACAGUCCAUGCACUAGACGACGAGUACAACAAAUUAUUGGGCGAGCUUGUGUUACUGUGGGAAAAGGACGGGAACGAACGCCAGUGGAUCGAUGCGUUGUUGAUGACUCGUUUGGAUGAUGACGGGGCUUUUCUUGCGCACGCUUUCGCCGAUUUCGAACCCGCCCAUUUCCUGGCCCUUCUAAAUGUUACUGACGUUUUUCUGGAGGCAAAGCUCGAGGUGCACAACAACAACAUCCAAUUCGUCAGCGAUCUGAUUUUGCGAAUAUUCUUUGAUUUCGAGAACGAAGAGCUGCAGAAAAUUCGACUUGAUUUUUAUUUGGAGAGUUUGCUCCCCGGAAAUGCCAAAGCACCGAUUUCAUUUUUUUUAAUGCAUUCGAUCAUCGUGAACCAGAGCUGCGCCUCCCUUGAUCGAAUCGGUAGCGCGAGCUCGAGAGCCUCAAGAGCCCGCUUUUCCGCCAGAUCACAUGCAGCUGACGAUGUAGAAUUGGGACUGUCUUUUAGGCCUUCCCGAAUUGACGCAUUCACCGAUCGCCCGGUCAUUGAUGAGAAUUCAUUUGCUGAUAGCGAUACACCGGCCACGAGUCGUUCCUCUUUACAAGCUGAUAAAUUAGAAGUGGAGGCAGACGACGGCCGAGAUAGCGGCAUCCAAGUGGAAUUCGAGGAUGUCCAACAUUUUCGAGGUCUCAAACGCCUCAACAAACGGCCACCACCCUUUUCGAUCGAAGCCCAUACAACGAAAUACAUCCCGCGUGGUAGUGUCAAAGUAACGCCAAAAACCCCGAAUCCCGAACGAUGGCCCUCCGCUUUUUAUUUCCCCGACGAGGACUCUGCGGCCGUUUUGAAAGAUGAGGAAUUAGUCGAAGAGCCUCGCUUCCAACUUUCGAAAAACUGUCUGGUGAUGUUUCUGCUAUUCCUCGUGAUAUUUGCCUGCUUCAUGGGCAUUUUCUCCAUCGAUAUGGCCCAUUAUUAUACCGCAAAGCCAGAGCCGAAUUUCCCGGGGUACGCCAAUCUGCCGCUUCAGCCCCUGCCCGCCGACCCGUCUGCCAUCUACCGU